Molecule: messenger RNA, 1297 nt
Organism: Dunckerocampus dactyliophorus (ringed pipefish)
Lineage: Eukaryota; Metazoa; Chordata; Actinopteri; Syngnathiformes; Syngnathidae
Gene: tk1
Product: thymidine kinase 1, soluble
Exons: 7
Coding region: 106-804 (232 amino acids)
Biological process (GO): thymidine metabolic process
Molecular function (GO): ATP binding; thymidine kinase activity
Source: RefSeq, a predicted model, not a curated record
GCCUGAAAGACGCGCGCUCUUUCAAUUGACUUACUUGCAGAGCAGCUGUUAGUCUGUAACUGUUAGUUUAUUUUUGACGUUUAAACGAAAGAUAAAGCUCAAGAUAUGGACUAUGUGGAUUUUCCGAAAGUUUUCCCCAAUUCCCCGAGGAAAACGCGAGGACAAAUCCAGGUCAUCUUCGGGCCUAUGUUUUCAGGCAAAAGCACCGAAUUAAUGCGAAGGGUGCGCCGUUUCCAAAUAGCCCAGUACUGCUGCUUGGUGGUGAAAUAUGCCAAAGAUACACGAUACUCCGACACAGGCAUGGCCACACAUGACAAUAACACGAUGGAGGCUAUACCUGCAAAUUGCCUCAGAGAUGUGCGCUCGCUGGCAUUUCAAGCUUGUGUGAUUGGAAUAGAUGAAGGGCAGUUUUUCCCAGAUAUAGUGGAGUUUUGUGAAGAGAUGGCCAAUGUUGGCAAGACUGUUAUCGUGGCUGCCUUGGAUGGAACCUUCCAGAGAAAGCCGUUCGGAAACAUCCUGAACCUUGUCCCGCUGGCGGAAAGUGUGGUGAAGCUUCACGCUGUCUGCAUGCAAUGUUACAGAGACGCUGCCUACACGAAGAGGAUUGGAGCGGAGCUGGAGGUGGAGGUGAUUGGUGGAGCGGACAAAUACCAGGCAGUUUGCCGAAAGUGUUAUGGAGGUCUGAUGGCGGCCAAAGAGAACCAACCACCUCCUCUUCGGGAUGAAACGCCCCAACAUGCACUUCAUGGAAAACGUGUGGACUCUACAAUCCCCAGGAAGCUUUUUUCAUCCCUCCACCUCUGAAGAAAUGGUUGAUGAAAGAUGGAGACCAGAAAUGGGAGAAAUCUUUUCUUUUUUUUUUAAAUUGUACUCAUCUUACACUAUGCUGAGACAUUAUUGUUAUAAUGAAUGAUUAUUAUUACUAAUAUCUGGUUCUUGGAUGCAAGGAUGUGUUUUUAUUUUUUAAUCACUACUUAGGUGGGUUGUCACCAGACACUCAGUUACACACUUAGAGACGGGACGAUAUUUAAACAUUACUUUUAAGAAAUGCACAAUGAAAAAAUAUUUUAAAAACACAUGACAGUAUAUUGCUGUAUAGACUAGGCUGUAUGGAGAAAUAACUUUUUUUGAAUGAUAAAAAUGAUGUACAGUAUUUAAAAUGCCAUUGUUUUAUUUGUACUUUCAAUAAACUAGAAUCAUGUGGUUAAGCUAAAAGUAGAUUGUUGCAGUGGUGUGUAGUCAGGGCCACCAAGGCCUUCUCUGCUGGCCUAAACAACAUUUACAACUUAAAUUCUAA